Molecule: messenger RNA, 528 nt
Organism: Aspergillus saccharolyticus JOP 1030-1
Lineage: Eukaryota; Fungi; Ascomycota; Eurotiomycetes; Eurotiales; Aspergillaceae
Product: single-stranded DNA-binding protein
Exons: 2
Coding region: 1-528 (175 amino acids)
Molecular function (GO): single-stranded DNA binding
Source: RefSeq, a predicted model, not a curated record
AUGUCCGCUUUCCUGUCCUCGCUGCGUCCUGCACUCCGCGCCACUUCCGGUGCUGCACAGGCUGCGCGUUCCUUCAGCUCCUCCUCGUCGCGUUCCGCCGCGAAGAUGAUGAUUACCGGUCGUCUUACGGCCGAGCCCGAGUUGCACGUCACCGCCUCUGGCCAGGAAAUCGUCAAGUACUCUGUUGCUUCGCAUACCUACAAGGCUGACAAGCCCGCGAGCUUUUUCAACAUUGGGGCCUUCCCCGAGGGCAACCAGAAGGAUUUCAUCCUCAGCCUGCCAAAGGGAACCCUCGUUUUCGUCGAAGGAGAUGCCUACAUGCGCCAACACGAGGACAGCAACGGCAACAAGAGACAGACCCUCAACAUCCUUCAGCGUGAGCGCCCAGCCCAGAACCUCGUCCAGUCCCAAUAUUCUGAUUCAUCUCUUCACGAAACACUAACAAUUUAUACCGAACCAGGCACUCUGGAGGUCUUGAGACGCCCUUACAUCCCCGCUGAGAACAGCGAAAGCGACGGUACCAACUAA